Molecule: messenger RNA, 2397 nt
Organism: Morone saxatilis (striped sea-bass)
Lineage: Eukaryota; Metazoa; Chordata; Actinopteri; Moronidae
Product: BEN domain-containing protein 4
Exons: 7
Coding region: 1-1386 (461 amino acids)
Molecular function (GO): DNA binding
Source: RefSeq, a predicted model, not a curated record
AUGAAUGUAGAUCCGAAGAAUAAAACCUUCAGAUUCUGCUGCGUUCAGAACCGAAAGCAUCGUUUCCCAUGUGAGAACAGGCCCAGCAGCAGGGUCCCGACAUCCACCUCAGCGCCGGCGGGCAGCGUGGCGGCGGCAGCGUCUCCCGGUACCCAGCAGCGGCGCGCCAGCAGCGGCAGCGCGGAGCCCAGAUUCUCCCCUGACUGCACCUACGGGAUCAGCUCAGAGAAUCGUCUCAUCCUGGAUGCCUUUGCCCAACAAUGUAGCCGAGUCCUCAGCCUCCUCAACAACGGCCGUCUCCUGGAGCCCUCCUCCUCCUUCACCUCUAACAUCAAGCUGGAAGACGGGCCAGAGGAGGUACAGGGGCUUCACUGCUCCUCACUGGGGAAGUCCAAACCUGAAGAGAGCUCUUCCACCACAGACCCAGAAGAGGAGGCCCAACAAAGCCAUUUGAGCCAACAACAGACCUCUGCCGUUCUCCGCAUCUUCACAGACUCCCUACAGAACUAUCUGCUCUCAGGGCCUCAGCAGCAGCAACAUCUGGCUGUGGGUCUGGAGGAUGAGCAGUGUCCGUUGGCUGAGCCCGGUUCUGGGGUGUCUCCUCCGAGACACAACCUGGGGGGCUGGGGUUCGCCGACUCCGUCAGAGUCGUAUGGCCACCCGUCGUCCACGCUGCCUGAGGAAGAAGAGGAGGAGGAGAACUGCUGUCCGCGCUGCCUGGAGUUGGAGCAGGAGGUGCUAUCUCUGCAGCAGGAGAACGAGGAGCUCCGCAACAAGCUGGAGAACAUCCCAGUUCCCUGUCAAAAUGCUCUUGACUACUUCAAGACUGUUCUUGAGUUUCACAACCAGCUGGUGCAGCCGAUGCCAGAGGAGCAGCUCACAGAGGAAGAAGAACGACAAACAGUCUUUGAGGGCAGCAAACAGCUCCUGGAGAACUAUCCUCUCUUCAUCACUAAUAAGCAGUGGGACGAAGCCGUCAACUCCUCUAAGAAAGAUGGCAGACGGCUGCUGCGCUACCUGAUUCGCUAUGUCUUCACCACGGACGAGCUCAAGUUCUCCUGCGGUUUGGGCAAAAGGAAGCGUUCAGUCCACUCAGGAGAUCCAGGCUUGGAGAGACGGCCGCUAAACCCCGUCAAAGUCAGCUGCCUCAGAGAAUUCAUCCGGAUGCACUGUGCCUCAAACCCGGACUGGUGGAUGCCCUCAGAGGAGCAGAUCAACAAAGUGUUCAGCGAUGCCGUCGGUCACGCUCGUCAGGGCCGAGCGGUCGGCACGUUCCUGGGCAGCAGCGGCAGCAGCACCAGCAGCCUCUACAUGGACGCCUUUGAUGGACAUCUGUCGCAGGACGAACUGUAUUUAAAAGGCUGCCAGAACGGCCAAUCGGACUGAUGUUGAAAGGAGGAAUUAAAAAGACAAAUGCCGGAAAUGUAGCUGUACAACAACAUAUCCCAAAACACUGACCUUAUCCUGUCACUUUACAAAGUGAAGAAAACAUUCCAGAAGUUUAUCAAACAGAAUAUAACACAGUCACUCUGAAGCAGUUUCUCUUUUUAGUUUUCUAGCUUUUUUUGCCAUUUUUAUACCUACAACUUUGUUUAGUCAAAAUUUGACUCCAAACGGGUGUUUUAAACACAAAAUUUUAGUCUUCCAUUUGCUACGUUUUCUAUGGUUUGUUGUUUUGAUCGUUAUGUCACUAUCAGUGGAAUAUUUCUGUUCUGUGUUUUGGGAUGGAGUCCCAGUGAAUGUUUUCACACUUUACAUGCAUACCUUAAUCAGGAAGCUAUUUGUGUUAAUGUUGCCCAAGUUAGAGACUUAUUACAGCCAUCACACACCCUCCAUCACGGAAAGUAGCAUUUAAUAGGUUUCUGCAAAAUUCUGCAUCAUUGGCGAAGCACCUUUACUUGCAACCCCUCUACAGGAGUGCCUCUGAAAAUGUCAUGUUUUGUUACCUGUAGUCUUGCACUUUGCAUCCCUGUUUUUUCUUAAUUUAAAUUUAUUCUGAUGUUUUAUUAAGUGAAUUCAAACACAAAGUCUUUCCAAUGUGCUAAAAUGCAGCUUCACUUGGGUUGAAAGAAGUUUUGGUCAAAGCUGGCCCUGGUUUCAAUUUCCUACAGCAGAUUUCAGGAUAUGAAAAAUGUAUAAUUAGGCACACAGACAGCCACCCACAAUGUUGUAUUCACAACUCUUUAAAACUGACUAAUUACAUGAUUGUAAUUACUUUCCAGUACAACUUCCACCAAAGUCAAGUUCGAUAACUGGCCCUGCAAAGGUUUUUACACCUGCAAAGGUUUCACACGUCUCCUUAAUGUGUUUGAAAUAUUAUAUGGCAGCAAUAUAAUGCUGAUAUUUGUUGAAGAUUGAUUUUAAUUAUUAAAAUGCAGAUUUGCAGAAAAAAACAAC